AGCACAGCCUUGCCUAACGUUGCAACUGGAGGAAAAAUCACUUUCCAGCUUCUUUUGCAAGGUGUGCAUUUCCAUCUUGAUUCUCUGAAAGUCCGUCUGCUGCAUCGGUCAAGAGAAACUCCACUUGCAUGAAGAUUGCACGCCUGCAGCUUGCAUCUUUGUUGCAAAACUCGCUACAGAAGAGAAGCAAGGCAAAGUCUUUUGUGCUCCCCUCCCCCAUCAAAGGAAAGGGGAAAAUGUCUCAGUCGAAAGGCAAAAAGCGAAACCCUGGCCUUAAGAUCCCCAAAGAAGCCUUUGAACAGCCUCAGACCAGUUCCACGCCACCCCGGGAUUUAGACUCCAAGGCUUGCAUUUCUAUUGGAAAUCAGAACUUUGAAGUGAAGGCUGAUGACCUGGAGCCUAUAACGGAGCUGGGGCGAGGGGCGUACGGCGUGGUGGAGAAGAUGCGGCAUGUGCCCAGUGGGCAGAUCAUGGCAGUGAAGCGGAUCCGGGCCACGGUAAACAGCCAGGAGCAGAAAAGGCUGCUGAUGGAUUUGGACGUCUCCAUGAGGACGGUGGACUGUCCCUUUACGGUCACCUUUUAUGGCGCACUCUUCCGUGAGGGUGACGUGUGGAUCUGCAUGGAGCUCAUGGACACCUCGCUAGACAAAUUCUACAAGCAAGUCAUUGAUCAGAACCAAACAAUUCCAGAAGACAUCUUAGGGAAAAUAGCAGUUUCUAUUGUUAAGGCGUUAGAACAUCUACAUAGUAAACUCUCUGUCAUUCAUCGAGACGUCAAGCCCUCCAACGUGCUCAUCAAUGCUCUGGGCCAAGUGAAGAUGUGCGACUUCGGAAUCAGCGGCUACCUUGUGGACUCCGUAGCUAAGACGAUCGACGCUGGAUGCAAACCCUACAUGGCCCCUGAAAGGAUAAACCCAGAGCUCAACCAGAAGGGAUACAGCGUGAAAUCCGACAUCUGGAGUCUGGGCAUCACAAUGAGUGGCUGGUGGUUUCAAAUUGCUGACCAUGCGGCUAGCAGCCCCACGCUUAUGCCACUGCUCCACCGGAGCUCCUUGUUACUGCCUCUAAUUGAGUUGGCCAUCCUCCGGUUUCCCUAUGAUUCCUGGGGAACCCCCUUCCAGCAGCUCAAACAGGUGGUAGAAGAGCCAUCGCCACAACUCCCAGCAGACAAGUUUUCUGCAGAAUUUGUUGACUUUACCUCUCAGUGCUUGAAGAAGAAUUCCAAAGAAAGGCCAACGUAUCCUGAGCUUAUGCAACACCCUUUUUUCACCUUACACGAAUCCAAAGCAACAGAUGUGGCAUCUUUUGUAAAACUGAUUCUUGGAGAUUAAAAACAAAGGACUCAUUCAGCCGACCCUCCCGUGGAUUGGUGGUUUGACAGGGCGAAUCAAGGUCACAGACACACCGAUGGAGACCCCCGAGAGAGGAGAUCGCCUAACCCUGCCGCUUGCUCAGAAGGUUCUCCCCUCCCUUCCCCCACCUCCCCCCACCAAGAGGGCCUUGGAAUCUCUAGGAUAGAAUGAACUCUAGAUGGAUGACAUAUGAUAAAGGCUUAGGACUGUAAAAAGGUGAUUAAAUAUUUAAUGACGUGUCAUAAGUCCUUAA
Echinops telfairi (small Madagascar hedgehog) is the source of this 1605-nucleotide messenger RNA. RefSeq names its product mitogen-activated protein kinase kinase 6 (gene MAP2K6). Gene Ontology annotation, molecular function: ATP binding; MAP kinase kinase activity. The record is from RefSeq and is a predicted model, not a curated record. Gene Ontology annotation, biological process: protein phosphorylation; MAPK cascade. Bases 129 to 1331 code for a protein of 400 amino acids. The transcript is spliced from 13 exons. Lineage: Eukaryota; Metazoa; Chordata; Mammalia; Afrosoricida; Tenrecidae.